CUCUCACUCUCACCUGGCUUUCUCUCUCUCUCUCUUGCCUUGCUCUCACCUCCGCCAUUGCCUCCAAUGGACAGCGUGAGCUCGUCGAGGACUUCCAGAGGUUGCGAGCGACGGCCGAGACCAUGGGCCUCUUCAGGGCCUCCGCCUCCUUCUUCUCGCUCUACCUGGGCCACAUAAUUCUCCUCGAGGCGCUGGCCUGGGGCCUCCUGGCCUUCUUCGGUACCGGCUGGGUGCCCACGGUCCUCGUCACCAUCAUCCUCGCCACGUCGCAGGCCCAGGCUGGCUGGCUGCAGCACGACUUCGGGCACCUGUCCGUGUUCCGCUCGUCACGCUGGAACCACCUCCUCCACAAGUUCAUCAUCGGCCACCUGAAGGGCGCCUCAGGCAGCUGGUGGAACCACCGCCACUUCCAGCACCACGCCAAGCCCAACGUCUUCCGAAAAGACCCCGACGUCAACAUGCUGCACGUGUUCGUGCUGGGACGCACGCAACCCGUGGAGUACGGAGUCAAGAAAAUGAAAAUCCUUCCUUACAAUCAACAGCACAAAUACUUCUUUCUAAUUGGGCCGCCUCUUCUCAUCCCCGUGUACUUCCACCUGCAAAUCAUCAACACGAUGAUCAAGAGGAGAGACUGGGUGGACCUGGCGUGGUCGGUCACCUACUACAUCCGCUACUUCCUCACCUACACUCCCUUCUACGGCCUCUUGGGAGCCAUGGCCCUCAUCUUCGUGGUCAGGGUGAUCGAGAGCCAUUGGUUCGUGUGGGUGACGCAGAUGAACCACAUCCCUAUGGACAUCGACCACGAGAAGCACAAGGACUGGACCACGAUGCAGCUGGAGGCCACGUGCAAUGUGGACCAAUCGCUCUUCAACGACUGGUUCAGCGGUCACCUCAAUUUCCAGAUAGAGCACCACCUCUUCCCCACGAUGCCACGUCACAACUACCACAAGGUGUCUCCGCUCGUCAAGUCGCUCUGCAGCAAGCACGGCCUGGACUACCAGAGCAAGACGCUCAUCACCGCGUGUGUCGACGUCGUACGCUCGCUGAGGGCGUCCGGACAGCUGUGGCUGGACGCUUACCUGCACAAGUGAGGUGGUUGGAUGGUCGUGGGAGACAACCACCAUCAUCAUCCACUACCAUUCACAACCACCACCACAACCACCACCAACCAUCACCAACCAACCAUCACCAACCAACACCAUCCACCACCACUGUUCAUCCGCGGAGCACUACACUACACACACACACCUCUGGAUCUAAUAUUGAAGCCCAGACGGCCUCCUCACUCGCCCCACACUUCCACACAGCACACGCAGCACAGUACGCAUCACACACGACGCACUGUACACCACACCGUGCACAGCACAGAUACAGUGCGCACGCAGUACACACAUAGUACACACGCACACAGCGCACACACAGACACAUCACACGCAGACACUCCACGCAUCCACACUCGUACCAAAUCAGCGCACACACCACGCACACACACACACUCACCUCCGAUUGGCAUAGUUGCCUAGGUAUGGUGCGAAAAAAGAUCCCCGGCGUAGCCUUUAACAGACUGUUGCGGGGGCAGGAGGGCAAGUGCUGUUAGCGAGCACCACGAGGUGGUGGGUGGCCAGCACCAUGCCCGGCGGCCUUCGUCACCCCGAGUGGCGAUGUUCUCACACGGCGGCAACCAGGGACCCGUUUUAGGUCGGAGGCGCAGGACCAGUUCAGAUAUAAUCGUCGUCACGAGUGUUGGUAGUGGCUGUGAGAGCGGGAAUCGAACCCGGGUCCUCCAGGUUCGCCAGCGUAGCGCGCUGCGCACGCUGCUGCACUGAAACCACGCCCACACUGCAGCCACCUGACCGCCACGUCACAACACACACGCACACGCGCGCAACCACGUGACACUCCCGCUACUUUCGCUCCUCCACCGUUCAUCGGUCGCAAGGAAAUUCGCGUGGGGAACUUAGUGAUUUUUUUGGGGGGCACAAAAAAGCGUCUAGGACUUUUAACGCUCCGAUAGCGUGGCACGCAGCAGUCGCCGCACUGAGCAAUCCCCUCCGCCUUGCUAACAGUCGGGGAAAACCCUCGAUAUAGCCCCCCCCCCCCCCCCUGGGGCGUUACUCGUGGUUGCCUCGUGGCUUCAAAUGAACGUUGCCGAUCAUUCCAAACGUCUUCUCAUUUGCAGCAUCGCAUUGUUCAUUCGGCCUAUCGAGACGGCCGCGGUGAUAUCGGCCGACCGUGUCGCCGCGUUGAGUCAUUGACCAAUCGGAGGGGCAGUGUUUGAUUGGCCAAUCGGGACGGCCGCGGUGACAACUGUUGAUCGGGUCGCUGUGUUAAAUCGUCGAGCAGUCGGAAGACAGUGUUUGAUCGGCCAAUCGAGAUGGUCAUGGUGAUGAAUGUCAGUCGGGUCGCUGUGUUAAAUCGUCGACCAAUCGGAAGACGGUGUUGAAUCGACAAAUCGGGACGGCCGUGGUGAUAUUGGCCCAUCGGGUCACUGUGUUAAAUCUUGGACCAAUCGGAAGACGGUGUUUACUCGGCUACUCUGCUGAGAUGUGAUGCCGUGAAAUUGACGGCCGUGUUCAACUAUCCAAUCACACGGCAGCGUGCCACUGGCCAAUCAGAAGACGACAGUGUUGAAUUGGCCAAUUUUGUAUGGCCCUUGGCGAUAUCUUUGGCCAGUGGGUUCACUGCGUGGUCGGCCCGUGGCGCAUUUAAUCGAGCAAUCGGGGCGACGGGCUGCAUUUUUAAUUGUUCAAAAUAUCGUGACAGCGAUGUGGACAGGAGCCAAUCGGAGCAAAGCAUUUGAAUUGGGUCAUGCUCACGCCAAUCAGGAUGGGCCAAUCAGACUGUAGCAUUUUGCGCGCGUUCACUCUCGAUGGUUUGGUAGUGUUGACAUUGGGCCCACUGUAGUUGAAGGUUAGGUUGGGGCCUACGUAUUAAAUAUGGCCAGAAUCGUCGUGCAAUUGGCCAGCCUAUUCAUCUCUCUCUAUUCAUAUCUCCCCCCCCCCCCCACCUCUAUAUGGUGCUUGGUAAGCUGAGUGUGUUGAUGGGUGGGGUGCCCUGAUGUGGUGGCUCUGGCUGGGCCAGUUAUUCCACUCUCUCACACACGCACACAGAGACCCAAACCAGUUCGACACUGACUGCUUCCAGGGAGUUGUCGAUAUAAUUUCCCUAAAACCCCCACGAAGCCCUGCUGGCUUCUCGCCACGCGCCCUGGUUAUUUGCCUGCUGUGCCCUUCCAAACGCACCGCACCUGCCUGAUGAUUGUUCAACAUGUCCCACGCGAUAAGAGAGAAGGAUGGCCGAUUGGAGUUCACGACGAAGAGCGCGUAUGUGUGUGUUUAUCUGGGGGCCUUCGUAGGUGCUAAUCACUAACAGCUCUUGCCCCAAUAGUCUCUUAAAAGCUACGGCGGGGAGGGGGGGGUGGUGGAUCUUUGAAUUUGUGGGGAGUGGCGGUGCAGUGAUUAGCGUGCUGCGCUGAGCUACGGCCACCACGAUAACCUGACCUGGUUCUGGGUCCUCCCCUAUAUUAACUCGGCCUCAAAGGUGCGGUGUAUGUCUAUAGAACAUCAGCACUGGGGCGAUAAAGGUGGACAGGCGUGGUGGUGGCAACUUACCCCCCCUCGUGUGCUGUGCAAGCCUUUGUAAGUGCUGCUUGCUAACAGUGAGUAUGAGGGUUUGUGAGUG
Messenger RNA from Petromyzon marinus (sea lamprey), 3681 nucleotides. NCBI's taxonomy places the organism in Eukaryota, Metazoa, Chordata, Hyperoartia, Petromyzontiformes, Petromyzontidae. The record is from RefSeq and is a predicted model, not a curated record.